UGACGAGAAAAUGAAUACUUGAAAGAAUAGUUGGGAUGUUUUAAACUGUGAUAUCAACAUUGCUUUGAGCUCUUACAUGGUAAUGUCCCACCAGCAACAAAAGAAGGCAGCUUUUACUGACUCUUGUCAUGGUAGCUACACCCAGAAAUAACUCAAUUUGUCAUUGUCGUCAGGGGCCUGGCUUAAACAGGGCCUUCUUUGGCAGAAGAGAGAACUCAGGUUUACAGAAGCUAAGCAAUUUGCUUGAGAUUCACACUCCUGAGCAAUACUUGGUACUUCUGUUACAUCUCUUUAGGCAGCUCAUUUUCUCAGUCAGAACUUGUGACUGUUUUAAGCAUUCUGUCCCACACAUCUGUGCCUUCCUCUCUUUGCCCCAUUCUCAGCUCAUGACCUGAGCUUUUCACAGAUCAAAGUCAUCAGGACAAGAAAUGUGUCCAUCCACCCAUCAAAAAGCUGUGCCUCCACCUGCUUUCUGUAUCCCAACCCUUGCGUGUCUCGUCAGCCCCUCUUUUAUAGGAUCCUUCCUAUCAACGUUUAAAGGGGUCUGGUCUAACCAAUGUAAAAUGCACAUACCUAGUUCUAUAUUUUCCUCUGCUUACCAUCUCUUGCCUCCUAUCCAUACUCCACCCUCUCCACCUUUUCAGCUCCACUCCAGCCUUACAUCUGCCCACAUUAGUUGUGACCACCAUACCAAGGUCACUGGCGUCUAUCCCCAAUUAGGGCUGACACCCUUUCUGGAUCUGUUCAGAGUUCUUCGAUUCUUUUAAUCUUAAUGGGAAAGCAGUUUCAGGAUACUGACAAACAGAAGUCUGUCGGACACUUUCACAUGCCCUGAAUUUAUCCCCUGGUAAAUGCAAUGUCUAAACCAUAUUUAAAUACUACUUUAAUGGCUUUCAUCCCUUUACCUGAAGGCAGACAACUUCCAGUAUCUAUGUGGUCCUGAGCACCAAACUGACAUUGCUCUUUAUCAGAAGUAGAUAAACUAAGAGGUUUGCCUAGUGGCCUAGAUUUGAAUAUAGUAACAAUUUUUAAUAGUAACAAUAUAGUUCAACACUAAAAACAUCUAUCUAUAUUGUGAUGACUAUGUAAGCAGGCACUACUUUAUGACCUUUACAUGUAUUGAUCCAGUUGAAUCUGUAGGGAAUUUCCAGGUCAUCUCCAGCAGAAUACUUGUGUGUAGGUGUUUUGUUUUGUUUAUUCCUCAGAGGGCCUGAUUUCUUUUUAGAACCUUCUUACUACUAAAUUCCCUAAGCCUGGGAUGAGGAUCUGUGUUAGUCCUUAAACAAUUUUUCCCAAGAUUUGAAACAGUUGGAACAAACCAUCUAGGUACCUGAGCAAAAAAACUUUUAAGUAGAAGAAUUUACAUACAUUGUUCAUAAGUGCAAACAUGCAAAUCUCUUAAAGAAGCAGUGAUUUUUUCACAUCCCCUGCCCUGAACAGCAAUCAUAAAUUUUUAAUACUACCUCCAUAGCAGCUGAAAUAAUGGCAUGGUUGGACUAAGAAAUUCUGCCCCCAAAUGUUAUAAAACCACCUUGUUGGCAAACUCUGUGGAAAAGUUGAAGUUAUCCCCCUUGAGGUAGCAGCAACAGCCAAUGAAGUUGGGCAUUCCCCUAUUCACAAAACACUUCUCUUGGCUUCUGUGACUAAUCUUGGUUUUCAUGACAGCUGUCUCUGUGUUCUUUGGUAACUCCAUCCUCUCCACCCAACCUUUAAAUAUUAAAUUUCUCAGGUCUCCCAUCCUAGGUUCUGAGCUUUUUUUCUCAGUUCUUUCCCUCAAUGAUUUCAGCCACCCCCUUGGCUUUUGUCACCAUAAGACUGCCCAAAUGUAUGCAUCUACUGCAGGCUGCCAUUCUAACCCCAGUUGUAUAUCUACAGCAUAUAUGGCAUCUCUACUUGGGUUCUCUUAACAAAUAUAUCAAGGUCGGUAUGUCCACAGCUGAACUCUUAAUCUUGCCUUGAUCUCCCAUUUCUCCUGACAAAUUUGGGUGCCACCUGGACAACCACUCUCUUUUUGAACACUCAACCCCCAUUCAGUCUGUUGCCACUUCAUUAUUUCUCGAAUCCAUCCACAGCGCUGCAUCUCCGCUGCCACUGCGCUAGUCUGUACCUAGCAUCUACUGCCACCAACCCAGCCUAAACUUUUACAAUGAAGCUCAGAAUCAUCAACUCAGCGACCCGGGUGAUCUGGCCCUCAUCUGCCUCUAUGGCCAGUUUUGUGCCCACGACUCUCUAGUUCUUUAACCAAGGUUUUGUUUGGUUUCUCAAAAAGUUCAACUUUCUUCUCAACUGGAUUCUUCAUCACCUGUUGUGCCCCGUAUCUGGAAAGCUAUUUCUCCAACUCCACUUGGAUAGCUCUUUUUCAUCUUCCAGGCUCAGCUUAAAAUAUCACUUCCUCUGGGCACCCCUUCCGAGCCCCUGGUCUUGGUUAGCCUUCCUUCAUGUGCUAUCAUUCCAUCUCACAUUAUCACCCUGUUUCAAAAUACUUGUAUGAUCAUCUGUGUAACUGGAAGCACCUUGAGGUUUUGUGUCUGUCCUGCCCUCCAGCGGUCUCCAACUCCUGGCACAGUGCCUGGAUCAUAAUAAACGUUCCAUAAAUACUUGCUGACUGAAAGAAUGAUGAUGGAGGUAGGAUUCCAACUCAGGAUUCCUUCGGGGCCUGGAGCCUCCAUCUCUGCCACUCUGGUUUUGUGUUUUCAUAAAGACAAAUCGUGAAAGGGAAAAGUAAUGGGGAAGCACGGUGCCCAGAGCACGCAGCGGGACUGAGUUUUAAAGAAGGGAGGGGCCGGGACACCUGUACGGGAAAUUUCAGCAGUGCCGGGAAAUUUCAGCAGUGCCGUGUGACCGCCCAGCGGGGGAAGGCCCUACGCGCGGGCAGGCCCUACGCGCGGGCGGACACGGGCGCCCCCUUGCGGCGCGGCCGGGCUAUCCUCGCGCCAGAACUACCGGCUUCCACACGCAGAUCUCCCGCUAGAAGCAGAGGACGCCCGGGAGGGUCGACAGAGUUCGCUGGGCAAGCAGCCCUCCGCAGGGAGUCUCUUCAGGGAGAGUGCCUUCAGAUCCCACCCGCAGCGGUUCCCCCCUGCUCUCGCCCACGCGGGGCUCCGGACGGUGGAUUCUGGCCCAGGGAGAAGCCAUUCGAGACGGCCACCGUCCCUGGCCUCCAGGAAUAUUCUAAGGACCAGUGUGGACGCAGUCUCCCUCUCCUGGACAAGGAAACAAUCAUUUCAAAUCCUUGCAGAAACUUCAGAAAGGACACCUACAAUUAAUUAGAAAUGUUAAGAUUGCCCAAAAAAGGAUUACCUAGAUUUGAUCAAAUUCAAGAUGAAGAAACCUACCUGGAAAACUUAUCCGUACAGAGAAAUGCUUCUGUUUUUUUUGAAAAAUAUGAUCGGAGUGAAGUACAAGAGUUGCUAACUACUGCCUUAGUCAGCUGGUUGUCUGCCAAAGAUGAUGUCCGCUCUCAGUUGGACAUCCCAUGUGGAAUUAUGAGUCAAAUGAAUAAUGUCAGUUUCUCCACUGCAAUCCUUCUGACUCCUGUGGACCCUGUUGCCCUCUUAGACUAUAGAGAAGUUCAUCAAAUUAUAAGGGAGUUGGCUGUUGGAAUUUAUUGCUUUAAUCAAAUUCCCUCAAUCAGUUUAGAAGCUAAUUAUGAUCAGAGUUCUUCUUGUCAAUUACCACCAGCUUAUUAUGAUACCAGAAUUGGGCAAAUUCUGAUCAAUAUUGACUACAUGCUGAAAGCACUGUGGCAUGGAAUAUACAUGCCCAAAGAAAAACGAGCCAGAUUCUCUGAAUUAUGGCGAACUAUCAUGGACAUUGAUCCAGAUGGGAAGCCUCAAACAAAUAAAGAUAUUUUUGCAGAGUUUAGUGCAGCAGGUUUGGUUGAUAUUACAAAGGAUCCGGACUUUAAUGGAAUCUAUGAUGAAGACAUGAAUGAAGAUCCAACAUAUGAUCCCAACAGCCCUGAAGAAAAAGCUGUUUUUAUGAAAUAUGCUGAAAAUAUUAUGCUAAAAUUGACAUUCAGUACCAUACAAGUUCAACAGUGUGAAAAUGUUUUUAUAUUUGAAACAGCCUAUUGGCUUACUAAUGCUAUAAAAUGUAAUCAGGAUUAUCUUGAUAUUUGUACCUAUCAGAGACUACAGCAAAGAUUAUAUCUUCAGAAAAAGGUUAUUCAAAAACACUUUGAGAAGAAAACAGACCUCAGAAAAGGGAUAGGAUACCUAAAGUUAAUAUGUUUUCUGACCCCAUUUCUACUGAGUUUGAAAAAGAAGAUGAAAGUUCCAUAUUUAGAUAGUCUGCUUCCACUUUUUUCAGAUGACAAGGUCAAGACAGAGCGAGAACUGCCUCCAUUUAUUUAUGGGCGAGAUUUUAAAUGCCAGCAUUUUCACUACAAAGAGGAUCAAUAUUUUCAUGUUCAUGGAGGAAUUGAAUUUGAUAUCAGCACACCUUCAGUUGAGAAUGCUUUGGAAGACUUUAAGAAUAAUUUAGAAAAAAUACGGGAUUGUGCUGCUAAUACAUUUGUAGAAGAUUUAGGAUACAAAGAACAUUACUCAAUACCCGUCAUGGAACUUAACGGAAAAAGCUACUAUGUGAUCUGUUUUGAACUUGAAACUUUCUAUCAUCAACUAUAUAAGACAAAGUGGUGGGGAGCCAUAAAUGAAAUCGUGAACAAUCUGAAACCAAAAAGACUUCCACUAACAGAUGCUCAAUUACAUGAGCAAUUUAAGAAAAAAUUUGGCUUCAAAAAAGCUAUGAAAUGCAAGAGCAUCCCAUUUGGUAUGAAGUCUGCUGUUGAAAGAGGAUUAUCUGCUGUUUUCCAUACAUUUAGCCGUAAAACCUCAAGCUUGACCAUCAAUAUUUCAGAUGAGGCAGGCUAUGCCAUUUUCCAUCAUGCUGCUUUACACAACAGAGUUUCUAUUAUAUGUCAACUGUGCAAUGCUAGCUUCAACGUCAACCAAAGACGCUUUGUUAUGUCUAGCCAAGGUCCAACACCUCUACACCUGGCUGCACAGGCUUGCUCACUGGAAACAACCAUCUGUCUCCUCUGUUUCAAAGCUGAUUACACACUUUCUGAAAAAAGAGGUUGGAUGCCGAUUCACUUUGCUGCUUUCUAUGACAAUAUUGGCAUCAUCAUUGCUCUCUGCAGGAAGGAUCCUAGUUUGAUAGAAGCAGAGGCGACAGCUGAGAAUCAGUGUACUCCACUGUUGCUUGCUGCCACUUCAGGAGCACUGGACACUAUUCAAUACCUAUUUUCUCUUGGUGCUAACUGGAGAAAAACAGAUAUUAAAGGAAACAAUAUAAUUCAUUUAUCAGUGCUAACCUUUCAUACAGAGGUUCUCAAGCAUAUAAUAGAGUUAAAUAUUCCUGAACUUCCGGUUUGGAAAACUUUGGUAGAAAUGUUGCAGUGUGAAAGCUAUAAACGAAGGAUGAUGGCUGUGAUGUCCUUGGAAGUAAUUUGCUUAGCAAAUGCUGGAUACUGGAAAUAUAUUUUGGAUGCAGGUACCAUUCCUGCCUUAAUUAAUCUAUUAAAAUGUUCCAAAAUAAAAUUACAGUGCAAAACAGUUGGGUUAUUGAGUAAUAUCUCAACACAUGCAAACAUAGUGCAUGCUAUAGUAGAGGCGGGAGGCAUUCCAGCUCUGAUCAACCUACUGGUUUCUGAUGAACCUGAACUACAUUCUCGCUGUGCUGUCAUUUUAUAUGACAUUGCUCAACUUGAAAACAAGGAUGUUAUUGCCACAUGUAAUGGAAUCCCAGCUCUGAUAAGUCUCUUGAAGUUAAACACAGAAAAUGUGCUAGUAAAUGUAAUGAACUGUAUACGGGUAUUAUGUAUGGGAAAUGAACAAAAUCAAAGAGCAGUGAGAGACCAUAAAGGCAUCCAAUAUCUUAUCACAUUUCUGAGUUCAGAUUCAGAUGUGUUGAAGGCUGUAUCUUCUGCAACGAUUGCUGAGGUGGCACGUGACAACAGGGAAGUUCAGAACGCUAUGGCUUCAGAGGGAGCCAUUCCUCCUCUGGUGGCCCUUUUUAAACGGAAACACCUUAGUGUCCAAGUGAAGGGUGCAAUGGCUGUGGAAUCACUGGCGAGUUACAACCCAUGCAUACAGAGAGAAUUUCUGGAAAAAUCAUUAAGUAAAUAUCUUUUAAAACUCCUCAAGGCAUUUCAAAUAGAUGUUAAGGAACAAGGAGCUGUAGCCCUUUGGGCCUUGGCAGGACAAACCCUGAAACAACAGAAGUAUAUGGCAGAACAGAUUGGAUACAACUUUAUAAUAAAUAUGCUUUUGUCACCAUCAGCUAAAAUGCAGUAUGUUGGAGGUGAAGCAGUCAUAGCUCUAAGUAAGGACAGCAGGAUGCAUCAAAAUCAAAUAUGUGAAGGAAAUGGAAUUGCACCAUUGGUUCGCUUACUAAGGAUCAAUAAAAUAGCUGAAGGCACACUUCUGAGUGUCAUCAGAGCAGUGGGGUCCAUUUGUAUUGGUGUUGCCCAUACAAGUAAUCCCAUCAGUCAACAAUUUGUUGUAGAGGAAAAUGCCUUUCCAGUACUUAUUCAUUUACUGAGAAAUCACCCUUCUCCUAACAUUAAGGUUGAAGUGGCAUUUUCCUUGGCAUGCAUUGUCCUAGGGAAUGAUCUGUUACAGAAUGAAUUACAAGAAAAUGAAGGAUUUAAGUAUGCCGAUGUCCUUCAUCUUCUUCACUCACAAGAUAAGGAUGUUUGUUUAAGAGCAGGCUAUGCAUUAACCCUUUUUGCCUUCAAUAAUCGCCUUCAACAAUACUUAAUAUUGGAAAGUGGAAUAAUGACCAUAUCAAUUUUUGAACCUUUUCUUGAAUCAACAAUUGAAACUGAGAAGGCAAUGGCAGCAUUUCAGAUUAUUAUAUUAGCUAAAGUCAUUAUAGACAUGGACCAUAUUACUUUGUCUGCAAGAGGUGUCACUAUUUUAGUGGACAGUCUGUAUUCAGUUCAUUCUACCACUAUUGUCUUGACAGGAAAUUUAAUAGCUAGCCUGGCUCAUUCUAGAGCUGGUAUUCCAGAAGCAUUUGCCACAUUAGGGACAAUCCAACGGCUCUGCUAUCAUUUGUAUUCAGAAAAAGAAGAGGUUCGCACAGCUUGCUCCUGUGCUCUUGGCUACUUAACUUACAACGCAAGUGCUUUCCGCAUCCUAUUAAAGGAAUGCAGAAAUAAGCCUAAUCAGUUCCUUCGAUUAACAAAUAAUAUCAGCAGAGAUGCAAGUAUUAACCCAGCAUUUCUAAAGGAAUUUCAGAUGCAACAGCGAGUGGGACUUCCUGCAUUAAGUCUAGAGAAAAAUGGAGGACCAUCCAUAACUCCUGUCUUUAAGAAAGGGAAAGAGCACCGAAGAAAAUUAAAACCUAAAAUUCAACCAAGAGAUUCUUUGACUUUGAUACCUCCUGUAACAAAUUUCAUGGGACUCUUCAACACAACAAAAAAGACCACUGUUUCUCACAAUGUUUUUUCCUUUUCAUCUGCAACUUCAUCAGAUAUCACAGAAGUAUCAAGACCAAGAAUAGUGUUCUUGAGCCAACUAGGGAAACAUGUGCAGAAAGCUAAUCCAGAGCCUACUGAAGGCUAA
Lynx canadensis (Canada lynx) is the source of this 7574-nucleotide messenger RNA. It is a transcript of the gene ANKAR, whose product is annotated as ankyrin and armadillo repeat containing. Gene Ontology annotation, molecular function: protein binding. The transcript has 23 exons. Lineage: Eukaryota; Metazoa; Chordata; Mammalia; Carnivora; Felidae. The coding region runs from base 3273 to 7574 and encodes 1433 amino acids. The record is from RefSeq and is a predicted model, not a curated record.